Molecule: messenger RNA, 4997 nt
Organism: Cyprinus carpio (common carp)
Lineage: Eukaryota; Metazoa; Chordata; Actinopteri; Cypriniformes; Cyprinidae
Product: WASH complex subunit 5
Biological process (GO): regulation of actin nucleation; endosome fission; endosome organization
Cellular component (GO): WASH complex; endosome
Source: RefSeq, a predicted model, not a curated record
UUGUUAGUAGCACCUAAUAAAACAACUCUUAGAUCCUGAAGAAUCACUCAAAUAGUCAUCUUUAAAACGUCAAGUGUGAGUCUUUUAUUUUGAAGCAGGUAACCAGUACGCAUCCAUUUAGUCUAAAAGCUCAGCGCUGGGCGGAGCUCUCCUCGUGACACUCACGUGAUUUGUAAACAGGAAGUGUCUGGUCUGUUACUGCAGAGGAUCUUGCCAGCACUGAGGAGACUGAAUGAAUCUUUGAUCAGAGAGCAGACCUGCUGUUUUCUUCCUCAUCAUGGUGGACUUCCUGGCAGAGAACAACCUGUGUGGUCAGGCCAUCCUGAGGAUCGUGUCCAGAGGAAACGCCAUCAUAGCUGAGUUACUCAGGCUCUCAGAGUUCAUUCCUGCAGUUUUCAGACUCAAAGACAAGAGCGACCAGCAGAAAUAUGGAGAUAUAAUCUGUGAUUUCAGCUACUUUAAGGGUCCGGAGUUUUAUGAGAGUAAACUGGAAGCAAAGCCAGAGCUGCAGGAUUUGGAUGAGGAGUUUCGGGAAAAUAACAUUGAGAUAUUGACACGCUUCUACCUGGCCUUUGAGAGCGUCCAUAAAUAUGUUGUAGACUUGAUAAGGUACUUGGAUGAUCUCAAUGAAGGGGUCUACAUUCAGCAAACACUAGAAACUGUUUUAUUGAAUGAAGAUGGGAAACAGCUCCUGUGUGAGGCUCUGUACCUGUAUGGAGUCAUGUUACUGGUCAUUGAUCAGAAGAUGGAGGGAGAGGUGAGAGAAAGGAUGCUGGUGUCCUACUACAGAUACAGUGCUGCUCGCUCUUCGGGUGACUCAAACCUGGACGACAUCUGCAAGCUCCUGCGUAGCACGGGAUACUCCAGCCACCCGGGGGCCAAACGGCCCCCCAACUACCCUGAGAGCUACUUCCAGAGAGUUCCCAUCAGCCCCACGUUCCUCAGUAUGGUGAUCGGCCGCCUCCGCUCUGAUGACAUUUACAACCAGGUCUCUGCGUAUCCUCUGCCGGAGCACCGCAGUACAGCGCUGGCAACGCAGGCCGCUAUGCUGUGUGUCUGCUUAUACUUCACCCCCUCCAUCCUGCACACACAACAGGCCAAGAUGAGAGAGAUCGUGGACAAAUACUUCCCCGACAACUGGGUUAUAAGCAUAUACAUGGGGAUCACCGUGAAUUUGGUGGAGGCGUGGGAACCAUAUAAAGCUGCUAAAACAGCCCUGAACUACACGCUGGACACCGCUAACAUCAGAGAACAGGCCGGUCGAUACGCUGCCAGUGUGGAGAGUUUGCGCCCGCGGGUGCAGCAGUCAUUGAAAGAGGGAUUCCUGAGAGAAGAAAUCAUUCUGGACAACAUUCCCAAACUGCUCAACUGCCUUCGUGACUGUAACGUUGCCAUCCGCUGGCUGAUGCUGCACACUGCAGAGUCCGCUUAUGAUCCAAACAACAAGAGACUGCGUCAGAUCAAAGAUCAAGUCAUCAACGACUCCAAAUACAAUCCCAAAAUUCUGUUUCAGCUGCUGCUGGACACGGCCCAGUUUGAGUUCAUACUCAAAGAGAUGUUUAAGCAGAUGUUGGCAGAGAAGCAGCUGAAGUGGGAGAGCUAUAAGAAAGAGGGAUCAGAGAGAAUGAUGGAGCUGGCCGAGGUGUUUUCUGGGGUCAAACCUCUCACCAGGGUGGAGAAAAACGAGAAUCUUCAGGCCUGGUUCAGAGAGAUCUCCAAACAGAUCGAGUCGCUGAACUAUGAGGACUCGACCGCAGCCGGCAGGAAGACUGUGCAGCUCAUUCAGGCUCUCGUGGAGGUCCAAGAGUUCCACCAGCUGGAGUCCAACCUGCAGGUGAGUCAGUUCCUGGCGGACACACGCAAGUUCCUCCAUCAGAUGAUCCGCACCAUCAACAUCAAAGAGGAAGUGCUCAUCACCAUGCAGAUAGUGGGAGAUUUGUCCUACGCCUGGCAGAUCAUUGACAGCUUCACAUCAAUAAUGCAAGAGAGUAUCAGAGCAAACCCCUCCAUGGUGACCAAACUCAGAGCCACUUUCCUGAAGCUUGCGUCUGCGCUGGAUCUGCCUCUCCUCCGAAUCAACCAGGUCAACAGUCCAGAUCUGCUGAGCGUGUCUCAGUUUUACUCUGGGGAGCUGGUGGCUUAUGUCAGAAAGGUUCUGCAGAUCAUCCCAGAGAGUAUGUUCACCUCGCUGGCCAAAAUCAUCAAACUGCAGAUCCAUGACAUUAUGGAGGUGCCCACACGUCUGGACAAAGACAAGCUGAAGGACUACGCUCAGCUCAGUGCCCGCUAUGAGGUAGCUAAACUCACUCAUGCCAUCUCAGUCUUCACUGAAGGUAUUCUGAUGAUGAAGACCACACUCGUCGGCAUUAUCAAGGUGGAUCCGAAGCAGCUUCUGGAGGACGGGAUCAGGAAAGAGCUGGUCAAACGUGUUGCUUACGCUCUGCACAAAGGCCUCAUCUUCAACCCCAAAGCCAAACCCAGUGAACUGAUGCCAAAGCUGAAGGAAAUGGCUGCCACCAUGGAUGGGUUUUACCGCUCGUUUGAAUACAUUCAGGAUUACGUGAGCAUCUACGGCCUGAAGAUCUGGCAGGAGGAAGUGUCUCGUAUCAUCAACUACAACGUAGAGCAGGAGUGCAACAGUUUCCUCAGAACCAAGAUCCAAGACUGGCAAAGCGUCUACCAGUCCACCCACAUUCCCAUUCCCAAGUAUCCGUCCGUUGAUGAAUCGGCCACGUUUAUUGGACGUCUCUGCAGGGAAAUCCUGAGGAUCACAGAUCCAAAAACGACGUGUUACAUUGAUCAGCUGAACACCUGGUACGACGUGAGGACGCAUCAGGAAGUGACCAACAACCGACUCUUCUCUGAGAUUCAGGACACGCUGGGAACCUUCGGCCUGAACGGACUCGACCGACUCUUGUGUUUCAUGAUCGUGAAAGAGCUGCAGAAUUUUCUGACAGUCUUUCAGAAGAACAUCUUGAAGGACAAAGCUGUGGUUGACAUCUUUAAAGCUCUGCUGACGGCUGUCAAUCCUGUCAAAGGGAUUGUGGCAAAUGCAAGCAAAGUCUACGCCAACGCUGCGGCCAAAACUCAGAAGAUCUGGCCAGCGUAUCUGGAGGCCAUCAUGAAGGUGGGUCAGAUGCAGGUCUUGAGGCAGCAGAUCGCAAAUGAACUGAACUACUCCUGCAAAUUUGACUCGAAACACCUCGCUGCGGCGCUGGACAAUCUGAACAAGUCUCUGCUGUCUGAUAUCGAAGCUCAUUACCAGGAUCCAUCGCUGCCGUAUCCCAAAGAAGACAACACUCUGCUCUACGAGAUCACCGCGUAUCUGGAGGCCGCUGGAAUCCACAACCCACUCAACAAAAUCUACAUCACAACAAAGCGUCUGCCUUACUUUCCCAUUGUGAACUUCCUGUUCCUCAUCGCGCAGCUGCCAAAACUGCAGUACAACAAAAGCCAAGGCAUGACGUGCAGGAGGGCAGCGGAUCAAGUGGAUUGGGCUCCUCUGGUUUUGGGUCUCCUGACGCUGCUCAAACAGUUUCAUUCCAGAUACACGGAACAUUUCCUGGCUCUGAUCGGACAGUUUAUUCGCUCCAUAAUGGAGCAGUGCACCAGUCAGAAGAUUCCAGAUAUGCCCUCAGAUGUAGUCGGAGCGUUAAUGUUUCUGGAGGACUAUGUGCGUUACACUAAACUGCCCAGAAAGGUGGCGGAGGCUCAUGUGCCAAGUUUCAUUUUCGAUGAAUUCAGGACUGUACUGUAAAUGUGCCUGUUGUAAUGUCGAAUCAUAUCUGAUAUCAUUUGUCUUUCUCUUAAACCACUAAUGAAAUUGAUUAACAUUUUUAACAUUUAAGUUUUAAAACAUGAUCAUCCUUUGUAGCCGUUACUGACCUGAUGUGUCUGCUGGUGUAAUAAAUGCCGUAUGUGUGUAAGUUUUGAUUACAACUUUUUAGGACAUUUACACACUUUUGAAGAAUUAAUCUCUAACUCACAACCUCUCAAGAUUUAUUGCUUUUAUAAAAUGGUGGCAACUGCAAUAAGAUAAAAACAAUUUUGUGGAUGUGGUUCAUUGGUGUAAAUGUACUCUGUGGCUCAUCCAAUCAGAAUUUAGAGUAAGAAUUAUUCUGAAACCGUACACAAGAACUUUUUUUUUUGCACAGAACACACAAGACAUGAUUUGAAUGAAAGUUUUACUUUUAUCUUAAAUAUAUUACAAUACUGAAUGGAUACUGUAUGAAAAAAAUGAGCAUGUAUCAUUUUAAUUGUCAGUCUAUGUACAGCACACAAUGAACAAAAACAGCCAUGAAGAAUCUAUGAAUAUCAACACCGUGUACACGGUCACGACAGAGAGAGUGACAGCGGCUGACCGCAGAAAGCACUGCAAAGACCUGAAUUACAGCUGCAAAAAAAUCACUGUCCUGGAUUCCAGAGUAUGUGUUCGUGAGAGAGAUCACUACAGAAGCUUGUUUCCAACAUAGGAUAAAAAUAAUUGCAAUUUUUAGGAAAAAACAUUGAAUGGUGAGAUAACUUUUUAUUUUUUAUUUCACUUUUUUAAGAAAAGCAACCACCUUUAUUAUUAUUAAUAAUCCUGUGGUGAAAACAGGCUUCCAUAGAUCUCAGAGUGGGUGUGGCUAUGUGUGAAAAUAUGAAUUUUCUUAAAUACAUUCAUAGGUAUUUUGGUUGUGUCCUUCAGUCAGGGAUCAAUGUGCUGAGAUACCUCGAUUAAUAGGACUAGCAUCAGACUCGGUUUGACAGACACGUUUAUUCCAGUACGAGUGUGCAUUUGUUUCGGACAGGUCAGGGUCACAGUGAGCACAGAGUAUUGCUUCAGAUGGUCAGUUGUUAUAAACGAAUAUAAACUAUACUGAGUUAUUGUUCAUGUUCUUUGUGUGAGUUUAGUCUCCUGAUGUUUAAACUGCUAAUACAAACACAGAAAAUCAUCAUGUUCCACGUGAUGUACAGAGGCGACCUGUUAAUGAAAUAAAACGUUUGCACAAAACCUA